Glarea lozoyensis ATCC 20868 is the source of this 1242-nucleotide messenger RNA. Its product is annotated as Dehydroquinate synthase-like protein. The transcript is spliced from 2 exons. Gene Ontology annotation, molecular function: alcohol dehydrogenase (NAD+) activity; metal ion binding. The record is from RefSeq and is a predicted model, not a curated record. The coding region runs from base 1 to 1242 and encodes 413 amino acids. Gene Ontology annotation, cellular component: mitochondrion. NCBI's taxonomy places the organism in Eukaryota, Fungi, Ascomycota, Leotiomycetes, Helotiales, Helotiaceae.
AUGGCUGCAGAAGGCGAAUCCUAUGUGCCCUUCACGGAUCACAACCCAAAACCCCACAUUUCAUCCGGCAUCCCGUUCUAUGAAGCCUGCGCGCAUCAUGUCACCAAUACUUUCAAAGCCUCGAAAGUAUACAUUAUAGUGUCCAAUUCGAUCUCGAAAACAGACAAUUUCAAGAAGCUUACGAACGCUUUGGGAGAAAAAGUCGUAGGAGUGAGAAAGGGCAUCAAGCCCCACACUCCUUGGAGUGAUGUAGUUGAGAUUGUGGAGGAAGUGAGGAGUUUAGGGGCAGAUAUUAUAGUGACUUUGGGUGCUGGAAGUCUGACUGAUGGUGCCAAGGUUGUGGCCUUCGCCUUAGCAAACGAUGUGAAGACAUCAGAAGAUCUUGGAAAACUGCCAGCAGAUCAGGAGACACCAAAUAUCAAAGCCCCAGCUCUACCUAUUAUCAACAUUCCUACCUCACUUUCUGGUGGUGAAUACUCUCCAUUCGCCGGUGCCACAGACACAAGAAACCACCACAAGGCUUCAUUUUCACAUAAAGAGCUUGGAGGAAGUCUCAUCAUCCUUGAUCCCGCUCUUUCGGUCUCAACACCCAGGCAAAUCUGGCUAUCUACUGGUAUCCGAGCUGUGGAUCAUUGUGUAGAGGGACUUUGCUCUCUCCAGCCUAAAGUUAGUGCUAAAUCUGACAAGGAAUUUGGCGAAGGUCUUAAGUUACUUGUUCCAAACUUGCUGAUUACCAGCAAAGAUUGGGAAAACGAAGAAGCAAGACUGAAGGAGAUGCUUGGCGCUCGUGCUGCCAUGGGGGCUUUGGAUCUAGGUAUUCCAAUGGGUGGUAGUCAUGGCAUUGGACACCAACUUGGACCUUUGGGCGUCGGACAUGGAGAAACUUCUUGUAUCCUUCUACCUGCAGUGUUGAAGUACAACUAUCGUCAUGGAGAUGAGAAUGUUCGAAAACCACAGCAAAAGGUUCUGGAUAUUUUGUGGGCAGAUGAGGCCGUCGUGGAAGUACUAAAGAAGCAUGGACUUGAAAAAGAGAAGGCAGAUGCGGGAGACGUUAUUGGAGCGAUCAUCACUGAACUAGGGAUGCCAAGAACAUUGAAGGAUGUUGGCGUAGGCAAAGACAAGCUGGACGCGUUGGCAGAUAACAGCCUAAAGGAUCGAUGGUUGGGAACGAAUGCCAUACCUUUAACAGAGAAGCGCCAGGUUCUUGACAUUCUAGAAAUGGUAGUUGGGGAUACAGAUUGA